Messenger RNA from Moneuplotes crassus, 1462 nucleotides. The record is from the annotation of a GenBank genome assembly. NCBI's taxonomy places the organism in Eukaryota, Ciliophora, Spirotrichea, Euplotida, Euplotidae.
UUUGGAUAAAUUAAAAAUUAGUGACUUCAAAAUGUCAGAAUAUUAUUAUGAUGAACUAAUCAGGCCUUCGAUGGCCAGCAGGUCUUCUGGGAUUCAAGUUGAAGAAAUUAUUGAAGAUAUACCCAGUUCAAGAGAAACCUCUGAUUUUAUUGCAGACUCAAUAAACGAAAAUGUGUCAGCUAGGGGAGUAAAUAGGCAGUUUCGGUACUUUAGGAUGGGCGAAGACAGGCAAAAUCAAUAUAGGUUGCAACAAAAGCCAAGAAGCAGUUCUCCAGAAGAACCUUCAGAAGAUCUGGUAGAUACUCACCCUGAAGAGAUCGAGGAUGAUGUUGAUACUCCUGAUGCAGGACUCUCAUCUAACCAAGAGUGGAGCUUUUGCAAGAAUCAUGAGUAUACUGAAGCCCCUCAAAUAAUUCGUCACUCAAGUUCCUCUGUAGAAGAGAAAGUGGAAUUUAUGGCUGGAACUCCUGAACGUAGGAGAUAUUACGAACGAAAAACCAGACUUGGCCUCGCAGAUAGCAGUCUUGUUAAGGAAUUAAUAACCUCUGCUGAUGAACCUCAUUCUAGUACAAAAUAAGAAGCCAGUUAAACGCCAAAAGCGCAAGAAGAGCAAAAAGUCUAAAUUAUUUGUAAAGAAGGAGAAUCACAGCUGUGAGAAUAAAAAUAGGGCUCGCUCAGGUGGGAAACCGGACUAUUAUCCUUACCCAGGAAAAUUCAAGACUAAUAUAGAUACUGGAAAGAAGUCUUUCCCAUCUCCCAAAUCAGGUAGAAAGAGUAGGAAGUCCAAGACAGCAAAAUUGAGGAAAACCAGGGCCAGCAAAACACCGAAGCAAGGGAAAACCUGUAAGAAAAUUAGAAAGAAAAGCAUAAAAAGAAGAAAUCAGGAAAUUACUCUGAAACAGAAAUACAACACACGAGGGGAUGUAUCCAUAAAAGCGUCUCCUGAAAAGAACAAACAGCUGUCUAAAUCCCAAGAAAAGGACGAUAUGGGCAGACUUGGCUGCUCUGUGUCAGGUGCGUCCAAGGGUAAAUUGCUGCUAGAAACCGACCUUAGCAGAUAUGUUCCUGAAAAUACCCCAAAAGUGAAGAAAAGGUAUAAGAGAAAGUGUAAGAAGCUGAUCAAAACUACUACCACGACUCCUCGUAUCGAAAAUGAGAUGAUAGUGACACCCCACAAGUCAAUGAUUAUAUAUGAUUACAAUGAAUACGGAAGUGAAAUUGUGAAGAAAGAGACCAUCCACGAAUAUAUAGAACGACCUUAUUCUGUAGAAAACUACAGACCGAAUAGAAGCACGUAUAGAAACGUUGACAGAAAUUGGGACAUAUCCAAAUGAAGGGAGAGCAUGGAACUUGAUAAAAUUGUUAGAGACGCAUGGAAAAAUAUAGACAAAAAUGGACAUAUUAAAGCUAUGGAAAGCACACGUGCGACCAGAGUAGAACAUGAGAAUUAGUAACAUAGAGA